AGAUGUGUGCCCUGUCCGACGGAAUGCGACAUCUGCGGCGAGGGAGGAUUAUGCGAAGCAAAACGAGAUCUGUACCUAAGAAGCAUAAUCCUCAGCUUAGAGCUUGUGUGCAUGUUUAUCACCAUCAUUUUGGCCUUAAUUGUGUUUAAGCAAAGGAAAUGCAAAGCUAUAGCAUCGGGGAUGUGGACGAUAUUGGAGACCGUGCUUUUGGGAAUCUUUUUUCUCCACGGAAUGGUGGUCGUACACUACUUUGAGCCAUCCGUACUUCAAUGCCUACUAGAACGGUGGGCCCGCGAGCUUGGAUUUAUCAUAUGCUACGGUGCCAUUAUUUUAAAACUCUACCGUCACCUGAUCGAGUUCCGCACGAGAAAAGCACACCGAUGGGUAAUCAAAGACACGGAUCUGCUAAAAUACCUUCUCAUUAUGUUUAUGUCGGUAUUCGCGUAUAUGGCGGCAUACACUGCAAUUAGUGUUAACUUUGUGCAAGAAAACUACAGUUUACUUUCAAAGGGCGAAACAUUAGAAGGAGUUCAUUAUGAAGCUUGUAAGCCUUUGUGGUGGGAUUACGUAACGCAGGUUGGCGAACUUGCUAUACUCAUUUUUGGGAUUCAUCUGAGCUACGCCAGCAGGAACGCUAGGACCCAAUUUCACGAAAGAAGAUAUUUGUGCGCGGCAAUUAGCAUAGAACUCGCGGUUAGUGGAUUGUUUUAUAUGGCUAGAAUUUUUAUACUUCCGGAUUUACAUCCUAACUUUGUACUUAUCGCACAUUUUAUAAGGACACAAUUUACGGCUACAAUAACGUUAUUGCUAGUGUUUGUGCCCAAGUUUUGGUAUCAACAGAAGCAGGUGCGCUCGCUGGCCCAGGAAUAUUCGUGUAGGAUCCCAGUCGACGCCUUCAAGGUAAUAAUAAUAAUGUCGUAUUGUUUAUUCGAGUUUCUUCUGUGCUCGUGA
Photinus pyralis (common eastern firefly) is the source of this 951-nucleotide messenger RNA. RefSeq names its product probable G-protein coupled receptor 158. Gene Ontology annotation, cellular component: membrane. The transcript is spliced from 4 exons. Gene Ontology annotation, biological process: G protein-coupled receptor signaling pathway. Lineage: Eukaryota; Metazoa; Arthropoda; Insecta; Coleoptera; Lampyridae. The record is from RefSeq and is a predicted model, not a curated record. The annotation marks the transcript as partial. Gene Ontology annotation, molecular function: G protein-coupled receptor activity.